AUCCCGGCGGAGAUGGGGGCGGCGGCCGCAGAGGCCGACCGCACUCUCUUCGUGGGUAACCUGGAGACGAAGGUGACCGAGGAGCUCCUCUUCGAGCUCUUCCACCAGGCUGGGCCAGUAAUAAAGGUGAAAAUUCCAAAAGAUAAAGAUGGCAAGUUGAAGCAAUUUGCAUUUGUGAAUUUCAAACACGAAGUGUCUGUUCCUUAUGCCAUGAAUCUUCUCAAUGGAAUCAAACUUUUCGGGAAGCCCAUCAAAAUUCAGUUUAGAUCAGGAAGUAGUCACGCCUCUCAGGAUGCCAGUGUGUCAUAUCCCCAGCAUCAUGUCGGAAAUUUAAGUCCUACCUCCACAUCUCCUAACAGCUAUGAAAGGACAGUGGGUAACAUGACUCCAUCAGCACAGAUGGUUCAGAGGUCCUUCUCUUCUCCAGAAGAUUAUCAGCGGCAAGCAGUGAUGAACAAUGUUUUCAGACAGAUGUCAUAUGCUGGGAAAUUUGGUUCUCCACAUGCAGAUCAGUCGGGAUUUUCGCCAUCAGGUCAAUCACAUGGUCAUCCCUUUAACCAGUCUUCCAGCUCCCAGUGGCGCCAAGAUGCAUUGUCACUACAGCGUAAAAGACAGAAUUCUCACCCCUACCUGUCAGAUAGACACUAUAGUCGUGAGCAGCGCUACUCUGAUCAUGGGCCCGACUAUCAUUACAGAGGAGGCCGAGAGGAUUUCUACUAUGACGACAGGAACCAUGAUGGCUGGAGCCACGACUAUGAUAGCAGAAGGGACAGUAGUAGAAGUGGGAAAUGGUCCUCAUCUCGACACUAGCAAGCAUUCCAGGGACAUUGUUUACAGGGCCAUUUUAGGCCCUCUUCAUUAAGUUGUUCUGGAAAUAUUUCUAAAACUGCACAGAGUAGCCCCACAGUUUUCCACCUGUCUUUGAAAAAGAGAAGUUUUUCAGCCUAGCAUCAGUUUCCUAGAGAAGGCAGAACUGCGCUCCACGUUUGUACCUCAGGGCUUCUGAAGAGGGAGGAUUCUAUACAAAAGAACGUCCCACCAUUCCAGUCACUUCAGUCUAGGGAAGAUGAACUGUAUACAUUGGUUGUAUUAUAAAGCAAAUAUUUUUAAUUAUCUCACCCUUUUGUGUUGCAAGGAUUUUCUUGGUAAUGAAAUCAUUUUGGUGUAUAUAGUAGGAAACAUCCAAGUUGGUAGUCUGAAAUGGCUAUCUCCAUUUUGUUAAUAAAUGAGAAAAUGGAACUCAGUAAUCCGUUUUAUUAACAGCUUAUUUAAAACAGUUUAUUGGUUUUGCUUGGGGAUAAAUCAUAUUUUCUAAUUCAGAAUUUAAGUACAAAUUCUGUGGUAUGCUCUUGAAUUUUAUCACAAUUAAACAUACAUUAUAAAUCUAUACUAGUUCAUUCUAAGAACUUUAAAAUCUUUUCAUUAAAUUAUAUUUGAUGUAUGACUAGUCACUCAGGAAGUUAAAUAUCUACUUGUAUAUUUUUACAUAAGAAGACAGUGUUGAUAAACUCUUUUUAGAGGAACAGCAAUGUUGAUACAUAGAUAAAAUGGCAAAAUGUUUCACUGCAAGGAUUAUAGUUUUGAAAUUUUGUUUAACAAUACUUCCAUGUUUCAAGAUGCUGACGCUUGUUCAUUGUAAAAUCGUUUUUAAGAAUUCUGUGAAAAAUAUGGAUCCUCUUUAUACCACAGCAUUUAUACUAUGUUCCUUUUUAAUAUAUUAAAUACAUAAAAAGAGAA
This is a messenger RNA of Myodes glareolus (Bank vole), 1737 nucleotides long. The record is from RefSeq and is a predicted model, not a curated record. NCBI's taxonomy places the organism in Eukaryota, Metazoa, Chordata, Mammalia, Rodentia, Cricetidae.